AUGGCCCCUCAUCCAUUGGAUAUUUUGACGCUCGACGAGACUAAUCGUGCUCGAGAUAUUGUCGCCAGCCUUCAUCAAGACUCUGUUCUCAGCUUCAGAGAAAUAUAUCUAGAAGAGCCUCCAAAAUCUCAACUGGUUGAGUUCCUGGUGGCCGAACAUGCAGGAAAAUCAAGCACUCCACCAGCUCGCACAGCGCUUGUACAAUAUGAUGUGAUUGGCUCAGAUCGAAUCCCCCGUUAUAACGAAGCAAUCAUCGACUUGGAUCAAGGUAAAAGAAUCAAGCAUGUUGUCGUUGAUAGCAAAACGCACCAUGCAGGACUGACGCUCAAUGAGUUUGACGUUCUCGUCGAAGCUUGCAAAACCUCUCAACUAUUCAAAGAUGUUGUCGCAGAGUUCCAAUUACCUGAAGGAUUCGAGGUUAUUGUUGAACCUUGGCCGUAUGGUGGGCCCAAACCAGAAGAAGAAAACCCACGCUAUUUCCAGGGACUUUGUUUCGGUAGAGACACACGAUCUGGAAAUCCUGACUCGAAUUUUUAUGCUUAUCCUCUUCCGUUCAUUCCCAUCCUGGACGUGACAAAGGGAGAGAUAGUCCGGGUUGAUCGCCUGGCCACUGGUGGCAAGGGUGAUGCCAUAGAUGCAACAACCGUUUCAAAGGAUGUCAUCGGGCAUUGUAAAACUUCAGAAUACGUUCCAGAGUUGUUAAAGAACGGAACGAGGAAGACUCUGAAACCACUUAAUGUGCUGCAACCAGAAGGCGCCUCAUUUUCUGUUGACGGCGGACUUAUUGAAUGGCAAAACUGGAGAUUCAGGGUUGGAUUUAACCCUCGAGAAGGAGCCACUGUCCAUGAUGUCCACUAUGAUGGAAGAAGUGUGCUUUACAGACUCAGCAUCAGUGAAAUGACUGUUCCCUACGCAGAUCCUCGAGGCCCCUUUCCCAGGAAGCAGGCCUUCGAUUUUGGUGAUGGCGGUGCAGGUAACUGUGCAAAUUCGCUUCAUCUUGGCUGCGACUGCCUUGGGGUGAUUAAUUAUUUUGACGCUGUACGAACUGGCCCCGAUGGCACCGCCUUAACGGCCAAAAAUGUAGUAUGUCUUCAUGAACAGGACAACGGUAUCGCAUGGAAGCACACCAACUGGAGAACCGGUAAAGCGGUCGUUACGAGAAACCGAGAACUUGUUGUUCAAUUUAUCAUCACCCUCGCCAAUUACGAGUACAUCUUCGCCUACAAGUUUGACCAGUCGGGUGGGAUCACGAUCGAAACUCGUGCCACAGGUAUUGUGUCUGUUGUCAAUAUUGAUGCCGGUAAGACCAGUGCAUACGGAAAUGUUGUAUCGCCAGGAGCCUUGGCCCAAAAUCAUCAGCAUAUCUUUUGUGUUCGAAUCGAUCCAGCCAUCGAUGGUUACAAGAACACCGUUCUGGCAGAGGAGUCCCAUCGGGCGCCUGUCAGCAAGGACGCGAACCCCUAUGGCAACUACUAUGAAGUGAGGCAGAACGUUAUUGAGACAAGUCAAUACCUCGACGCUGCUCCACAACACAACCGUGUUAUCAAGAUGGUCAACAAGAACAAGCUGAAUCCGAUCAGCGGCAAGCCCGUUGGUUACAAAUUCACCCCACCUGCAACUCAACUUCUUCUGGCGGAUCCAACAUCGAUCCAGUCCAGGAGGGCUCUGUUCGCACACCAUCACGUCUGGGUUACGAAGCACCUUGAUGGUGAACAUUAUGCCGGAGGCCGAUAUACCCUCCAGAGUCGAGACGAAGUCGGCGGCGUUGCUGAUGCUGUCAAGCGUAACGACAAGGUGGAUGACGAGGAUGUUGUCGUCUGGAACGUUUUUGGUCUGACCCAUAAUCCCCGAGUGGAGGAUUGGCCUGUCAUGCCCGUCGAAAUCCAUCAGAUCAAUCUCCGACCAGCGGAUUUCUUUUCAGAGAAUCCAAGUAUCGAUGUGCCAUCGUCCAAGAAUCAGGCAUCAGUACUGACUACCGGACGAACCAAUGGUGCAACCAAUGGUGCCACAAAUGGCACAAAUGGAGAAUGUUGUCACUGA
This is a messenger RNA of Exophiala bonariae, 2040 nucleotides long. RefSeq lists its product as uncharacterized. Lineage: Eukaryota; Fungi; Ascomycota; Eurotiomycetes; Chaetothyriales; Herpotrichiellaceae. Bases 1 to 2040 code for a protein of 679 amino acids. Gene Ontology annotation, molecular function: quinone binding; copper ion binding; primary methylamine oxidase activity. The record is from RefSeq and is a predicted model, not a curated record. The transcript has 5 exons. Gene Ontology annotation, biological process: amine metabolic process.